AUGAGUAGACGUAUAGAAAGAAGACGUGCUCGUAAAGGCCCAGCAGCUUCUCCUGCUGAGACCUCUUUAAUAGAAGGGAUACAGGACAUGGAAUUGGGGGCAGAAAGACAACUUAUACCAUUUUCUUCUGAAUCAUGCAUUGAGCCUAAGAGAACACUUGAUUUAUUCAACGAAGUACUUAAAGAUAUCUUACAAUCUCCUACGCUUCAUGAUCAUGUCCAGGAGGUCAAGAGAGCAUUAUAUAAUCGAGAUUAUAUGGCUGCAUUUGAUACUGACAAUAAACGAUUUGCAUAUGUUUCCAGAUGGACUCCAGCCAGAGCCUUAUCGUAUUCAUCACUCUUUGCGUCAUUCCAAGCCAUCAAAAGACUCCUUGCCGAUAAGGACCAGAAAAGAAAGGUUUUAUGUGUUGGAGGAGGUGCUGCCUCAGAGUUAGUAGGGAUUGCAUCAUUAUUUUGUCGAUUAAAGGAGUUUAAUCCUAACUCCGAUUCUCAAUUGGAUGUUACUAUAGUAGACAUUGCCAAUUGGAGUACGGUAGUCACCCAUUUUACAUCCUAUAUCAAAUCCCAUUGGAUAUAUAAGCCAGAAAAGUUGAAUACGACAUUUAUUGAAGGAGAUAUCUUGGAUUCCAAAGUCAUAUCUAAUGAAGGGUUUGAUGUUGAUUUCAUUACUUUAUUAUUCACCACCAAUGAACUUUUUUGUGCAAAGAGAUCGGAAACCAUAAAGUUUCUUCAAAGAUUAAACACCAAUUGUAAGAAGGGAGCAUAUUUACUAAUUGCUGAAAGUGCUGGAUCAUAUUCUCAUAUAACUGUGGGCACCAAAAAGUUCCCAGUCCAGUUCUUGGUGGAUACUAUUUUAGUAGGGAAGCCAAAUGAUGAUAAUGGUGCAUGGGAAAUUGUUGAUAGUUCUGAAAGCUGCUGGUACAGAAUAAAUGAAAAGGAGGUUUCCUAUCCAAUGAAGUUGGAGAAUAUGCGUUUCUUCUUUCGGUUGUAUAGAAAGAGAUAA
Lizanozyma spartinae is the source of this 1002-nucleotide messenger RNA. Its product is annotated as 25S rRNA (uracil2843-N3)-methyltransferase. Bases 1 to 1002 code for a protein of 333 amino acids. The transcript has a single exon. Lineage: Eukaryota; Fungi; Ascomycota; Pichiomycetes; Serinales; Debaryomycetaceae. The record is from RefSeq and is a predicted model, not a curated record.